CACGUCACUUAUUUCUUCGUAACGCAGUAACUUCUUCAACAGAAAUGGAGCCAGAGAAGUCUACUCGCCGCUUGUCUUCAGAGGAUGAGGACGCAGACCUCAAUCAGCUACAACGCUUCGCGAAACAAAUCAAGAAUGUUAGAGGAAAGAUCGGAUCCGAAGCAAAAAAUGUCUUCUCCUGGGUAACCGGACACGUGAAUCCGGACGCGUACUUCCAACG
Molecule: messenger RNA, 220 nt
Organism: Amoebophrya sp. A25
Lineage: Eukaryota; Dinophyceae; Syndiniales; Amoebophryaceae
Source: the annotation of a GenBank genome assembly